Molecule: messenger RNA, 1640 nt
Organism: Thermothielavioides terrestris NRRL 8126
Lineage: Eukaryota; Fungi; Ascomycota; Sordariomycetes; Sordariales; Chaetomiaceae
Exons: 2
Coding region: 168-1625 (485 amino acids)
Molecular function (GO): nucleotide binding
Source: RefSeq, a predicted model, not a curated record
CGCUCCCAGGCUAUCUCAGGAACCUGUCCGGCCUCCCGACGUGAUCCGCCCUUUGCUCGCUAUCGUCUUCCUUAGUCGCUGUCUACCGUGUGCGCUGAACCCGUUAGCAAACAAGCAGAGAGGAGCUCACCGCCGGCAUCGGCCGCUCACGAGUGUAUACAUGCACCAUGUCAACCACCAGUCCGCUUACACAAGCCGUCGAUGGUGUGCAGGAACCUCCAAGGUUCUUGAUUAUCGGCGCCGGUUCGAGGGGCCAAACUUAUGCCCGUUGUGUAAGAUCGUCAACCAACGGCGUGGUCGCGGCCAUUGCGGAACCAGAUGACUACAAGAGGAACCGCUUUGGCGAGACCAUGAUAUGGGGCUCUCAAGCGCCUCCGCCAGAGGGGGCUGCCUUCCGCGACUGGCGUGAAUUUGUCGCAUACGAAGCACGCCGCCGGGCUCGUGCCGAAGCCGGCGAGAAGGACGUUCCCCCUGGCGUCGACGCUGUCUUCGUUUGCGUGCUGGAUGAGAUGCAUCGCGAAGUGGUUGUCGCGCUCGCCAGGCUGGGAGGGCUUCACAUCAUGUGCGAGAAGCCGCUGGCGACCACUCUCCAAGACUGCAUCGAGAUGUACAGGGCUCUGCAAUCCAAUACGGUUGCCGGGGGCCAACAAGCCGUGUUCUCUAUAGGGCACGUUCUGCGCUACAGUCCGCACAACAUGCUGCUUCGCAAGCUGGUCCUCCACGACCGUGUCAUUGGGGACAUCCAAUCGGUUGUGCACACAGAGCCGGUGGGGUGGUGGCACUUCGCCCACAGCUACGUCCGCGGGAACUGGCGCCGGGAGCGCACUUCGGCUCCGAGCCUACUCACCAAGAGUUGCCACGACAUCGACAUGCUGCUGUGGUUGCUGUGCUCGCCGCCGGAUCCCUCGGCCCGGGACAGCCUUCCGCCCCACCAGCCGGCCGCGAUCGCAAGCACCGGUUCGCUGCAGUACUUCAAGCGGAGCCGCAAACCGGCGGAAGCUGGCGCCGCCACUAACUGCUUGUCGUGCGGCGCCGAACCUCGAUGCAAAUACUCGGCAAAGCGAAUCUAUGUCGGGAAAGACCUGGUAGGCGUCGAGUCGGGCAACAGGGGGUGGCCUGUGAGCAUUGUGCUCCCGGAUAUCGAGUCCUACGGAAGCCAGUCUGAAGCACGCGAGGCUAUGCUCGCCGAGCUGGCCAGGGACUACGACGCCGACACGCCGGACGCGGAAGUGGCGAGCCGGAACUGGUUCGGCAGGUGCGUCUUCGAGAGCGACAACGAUGUCUGUGACGAACAGGUAGUCACCAUCAGCUGGGACGACGAUCCGCUGCCGGUAAAGGGGGGAAGCAGCGGGCGCAAUGCUAAGACAGCCGUCUUCCACAUGGUUGCCCAGACGAAAAGAAUCUGCGAGCGGUAUACGCACCUGUACGGAGAGCACGGCGAGAUCUUUGCCGAUUCAACCACCAUCACUAUCGAGGACUUCCGCACUGGAAAGACAGCCGUCCAUCGCCCCGAAAUCGAGAGCCACGGCCAUGGUACGUUGGGUCCGAGAAUUGCUUUUGUCUCCAUCGAUGCUCUCCCGGAAGCCAAAGUGGCUACCCACCCCUCCCCGAUCCCAGGGAAGUGACUCUGUGGCUGACAU